AUGGAGCAGAAUAAUUUCUUGGAUCAAUCAAAAAUCCGCAACAAGUUGGCGUCGUAUCAUUGGCCAUUUAUGAAGCUGCUCAUCCUUUGGCACCGAUCGGGCGUCAUUGAGUGGCCACGAUUUCCAAACGAGAAAUUGACCUGCACCAAUUAUUACGAUAACGUCGCGCCGACCGUCACAUUCAACCGGACUAAUUAUUACAUCCUUGGAAAUUGCACAUUUUCCCAGGAAUGCUUGGAUAUAUGUGGCUUAAUGGGUCUACAGUCCGUCUCGAUACAUUCAGAUGCGGAAAAUGCCUUGAUGAUGAACCUGGAC
Molecule: messenger RNA, 315 nt
Organism: Mesorhabditis spiculigera
Lineage: Eukaryota; Metazoa; Nematoda; Chromadorea; Rhabditida; Rhabditidae
Source: the annotation of a GenBank genome assembly